Cherax quadricarinatus is the source of this 2124-nucleotide messenger RNA. The record is from RefSeq and is a predicted model, not a curated record. NCBI's taxonomy places the organism in Eukaryota, Metazoa, Arthropoda, Malacostraca, Decapoda, Parastacidae.
CACAGGGCUCGAUAUAGUGUAAGAUGUCAGUGGCCUUUAAUACCCACAACAAAAACAACAGGCAAUUUGAUUACAUUUUUUCCUUCAUAAAAUUACAAACAUUUUGGGAGGAACUUCAGCACCGGCGUUGGUGGUGUCUGGGAGAACUUAUUCAGGAGUUAAGACACCUGACUUUGCCAGACUUCUUGUCACAAGUUGUAGUCAUCAGGAGGAGAUAAAACCUCUUAAGCAAAUUGCUUGUAUUCCGAGGGAAAAAAAAACUCAACAGGCAUCACUGAACCAAUAGUGAUAACAGACACUACAACCAAAAGUGACAACAGAUAUCACUGAACCACGUGACAGCAGACACUACUUAACCAACAACUAAAUAUGGAAGAGCAAGUGACGGCUACGGAGUCUGAGGAAAGACUGAAGGACAUCAGCACUAGUACAAACAAGAGACACAAACAUGUGCCACUCGAGAGCUUGGCCCGGCAGGUUUGUCACUUAUCUUUGAUAUGUUUUCUGUAUCGUGUGUGGCAUUACGUGUCCCUGCCACAUUUUUUCUCACAAGAUGGAGUUUUGCCCGUUAACAAAGUUUUUAAAUACCUUGGGAGAGAGGUUAAUAAAAGAAAAAAUUGUAUUUCCCUUUUUUACUUGUUUUUGGUCUCACUGUCUAACCAGGAAAUGAAUGAAAGUGCUCAGUACUUGGUGGGAUACCACGAUUAUAGGAACUUCUGCAAGAUGGAUGUUGGAAAUGGAGUUGUCAAUUUUUGUCGUCGUAUACUCUCCGUGAGCAUUUCUCUAGUGUGCUGUGAUGUACAUAGAAUAGAGAAUCCAUCUUUGAAUAAUGAAAGUCUCACUACAGAACAAGAUAAGCAAGACAUUAAACUAAAUUUAGAUUUACCAUGCAAAUUUAUUCAUGAGGCAACAGAUAGAAGAAGGUUAACAAGCAAUAAUUUUCUGGAGCAUUAUGGAAAGAACAGUGGCAUAUGUAAUAAAAAGCAUCAUACUGAUGGAUAUGACAUGUGUGUAGCUACAAUUGAGGGGGAGGCUUUUCUGUGGCAUCAAGUACGAGCAAUCAUGGCCAUCCUGUUUCUUGUUGGAGAAGGCAAGGAGAAACCUGAUAUUGUAAAACAUCUGUUAGAUGUUGAAAAUCAUCCCAGGAAGCCACAAUACUGUCUUGCUAGUGAUGUGCCUUUAAACCUUUAUGGAACAACUUUUGAGGGGGUAGAGUGGCAAUGGGAUAAUGACAAUCUUCUUUGUGUGAUCACACAGCUACAGGCACUGUGGAUGCAACACUCUAUACGGUCCACAAUGAUUCGAAGAAUGCUGUGGGAUCUAGAAGGUCUGUAUGGAGAGAGAGUUAAGGUAAAUAAAGAAGAAAGUGCACCAAGAGAUUGGAAUUCAUCCUUGCCACAGGAAGAAUCCAGGGUGACAAAGUUUCCUCAAGCACAGAGUGUCAGUUUAAUUCCAGGUGCAAGAACCAAAGUAUACAAACCUCUGCUCUCUAGACCAACAUGUGAGAGCUUGGAGACCCGAGUAGAGCAUUACAUCAAGAGACAACGAUUAGAUCCUGAUAUUCUCCAGAAACUUUCAACAUGUAAUUCCAGCCAAAAAGAACACCUUGAGCAAAGUUGUAGUCAAGUUCAAGAAUAAGAAGCUACAGUACUAUAAUACAGUAUAUGGUUUUAAAUAAAUUUAUAAAAACAAACUCUUGAAAUUAUUCCAUGUAAUAGCAUCUUGCCAAACUGGUAAAAAGCUAAAUGGGUUUUAUGUCCAGCAGCAAUUGGGCAGACUUUAUGGUUUAAGAAAUACACUGGCCAACAAAUUCUAUAUCCAGUUCAGACACCAAAUUGGUUGUUUUAAGCUAACUUUGAUGUGCUGAUCAUGAAUCUGAACUUUAGUCUCUUGGUGAAAUUGUUUACCUUGGGGAGCAAAACUUGUAUAUUCAAAUUUGAAUUCAUUAUUCUAAAAUUAGUUAGAAACAUUUUUAAACAUGAACUGAAACUAUUGUUAGUCAGUGUUAUUGGAACAGUUUUGAGGGUUUCAGUAUUAUCGAAGGUUUAGGUAGUAUAUCAAGAGAAAUGGCUAAUACUGUAUAUCACUGUUCCAUUAAGUGUAAUACUAAACUAAAAUUUUAAA